UAAGUACAAAAUAUUUGGUGACUUUGAACGACUCCUGGCUCUUGGGCUUGGAGUCUUCUUCUGAUUCCGCGGGGUUUCUCGUCUUCGUCCCCUUCUUCGCUACAUAUCCGCGUAAAAUCAGCGCUCGACACGAUUCAAAACCAGUUAUUUCAAGUUUUCCUGAAUCGAAUUGAAAACCAAUUUUCCUUUCCACUAUUGUUUUCAUUUGGAAUUUUCGAUGGGAACUCCAGAAUUCCCUGAUCUGGGUAAGCAUUGCUCCGUUGAAGAAUGCAAACAGAUCGACUUCUUACCCUUCACCUGUGAUCGCUGCCGCCUGGUGUUUUGUUUGGAGCAUCGUAGUUACAUUAAACAUCAUUGUCCAAAGGCUGAUAGAAACGAUGUCACUGUUGUCAUUUGUCCACUCUGCGCCAAAGGUGUUCGUCUAAAUCCUGAUGAGGACGCAAAUAUUACUUGGGAGACACAUGUUAACACUGAUUGUGAUCCCUCAAAUUAUGACAGGGUCACGAAGAAGAAAACAUGUCCAGUACCCAGAUGCAAGGAGAUCCUAACUUUUUCAAACACAAUCAAGUGCAGGGACUGCUUGGUAGACCAUUGUUUGAAGCACCGGUUUGGACCUGACCACAAAUGUCCUGGACCAAAGAAACCAGAAUCAAGUUUUGGAUUUAUGGGUCUUCUAAAUAGGAGUAAGAAAGAGGAGCAGAAACCAAGUAGGGCUCCUGCUACAACUUCUUCAAAGUGGGCUUCCAGCUUUCUUAAUGUUGCAUCUAGUGUUCGAGCCUCUGCUGAAGCAAGUGUAACAAAGUUGAGCAAUGAAAUUAGCCAAAAAUGGCAGAUUACAAAGGAUGGUGUGGGACAGAGCAGUAGCAGCAGUAAUAGCAAUGACCAGAUGGAGGUAUGCCCGCAAUGUGGUGCAAAGUUUUCUUCUGUUACAACUCUGGUGGAUCAUGUGGAGAAAGUCCAUGAAAGGGGUGGUGGUAACAGAGUAGGGGGAAAGAAAGUGACAAUUGAUGCAUGCCCCAAGUGUAGUAAAGGAUUCCGGGAUCCUGUUGCACUUGUAGAACAUGUUGAGAGGGAGCAUGGCGGUACUUCACGAGCGUAGAUGAUCAUGUCAAUACAAGUUCACUUCCAGUGAAGCUAUUCUUAUUCUUUUCUAUUAGAUUUGGAUUCCAUGGUUCCGAGGUUGUCAAAUGCAGAAGUCUCUGGAGCAGUCAGUCAAUUAUUUUUCCUCGAACUGUAUUUAACUUCAAAAUGGCCAAUCGUGCAUGUUGGACUAACCUUCUGAAGUCAAAUCUAGCUCAUGAUUCGUUUAGUGGUUUGAGUUGCUGAAGUCGGACCUAGCUAUGUUGUCCUUUGAAUUCAAAGAACAGGAAAAAAAAAACAAAGUGUUUCAAAUUGCAAAUAUAUUUAUAUUCAUUCAUGCCUUCCUGUUUGAGCGUUUUCCUCUUCAGUUAUGUGUAGUUUGAAGGAGUUGGUACAUUACCGAAGUGCCCAUUUAGUACUUUCCUUUCAACUAUGAAAAAUUUCUCAGAAUUUAUAUUAACUAUUAGUUGAGUGCA
Messenger RNA from Humulus lupulus (European hop), 1556 nucleotides. Its product is annotated as zinc finger AN1 and C2H2 domain-containing stress-associated protein 13-like. The transcript is spliced from 2 exons. Lineage: Eukaryota; Viridiplantae; Streptophyta; Magnoliopsida; Rosales; Cannabaceae. The record is from RefSeq and is a predicted model, not a curated record. The coding region runs from base 218 to 1099 and encodes 293 amino acids. Gene Ontology annotation, cellular component: cytoplasm. Gene Ontology annotation, molecular function: zinc ion binding.